This is a messenger RNA of Mya arenaria, 5572 nucleotides long. RefSeq lists its product as uncharacterized. NCBI's taxonomy places the organism in Eukaryota, Metazoa, Mollusca, Bivalvia, Myida, Myidae. The record is from RefSeq and is a predicted model, not a curated record. Gene Ontology annotation, molecular function: protein tyrosine phosphatase activity. The transcript is spliced from 23 exons. Gene Ontology annotation, biological process: protein dephosphorylation. The coding region runs from base 54 to 4187 and encodes 1377 amino acids.
AAGAAUGAUUUAAAACUUGUUUGUCUCGUCAGUUUGGUUGUUGAAACCGAGGAAUGAUUUUUAUAGUUUUCAUUGAAAAAAUGGCGGCAGUCAUGGAAUUCAUUUUAUCUAUUUUGCUGUUAUCUGCGACUGUGCGUUCGGAAGAACCAGCUUGGUAUAUUUCAGGUGUUAACGUUGGACCUGGAAACCCUGUUGAUAGAGACUUAACGAGCCACCCGCAUAGUGUUCCAUGCGCUAACAUGACCUGGUGGCAAUUUUCAAAUACAGUUGAGUAUUAUUGGGACGCGAAUCUCCGGGAACGGGAACCUUACUUUAUAUCAGGAAUCAAAAUACAUCGCAAUAAUAACACAGCUCGUGAAAGGCUAUAUGGAUUGAUAAUUAAGACUUAUUUUAAACGUUGGAAAACUGUGUUUGCAGACAAUGAAACGCACCUUUCGCGGUGCACAGAAUAUCAUGAACGAAAGGACAAACCGCUGGUAUGUAAAGAUAUAAUAGAUGUCGCAUUGGAUCCUCCUGUUCAAGCUACACUUGUUAGACUGAAAUUGAAAUCUUACGUGACCAUCUGUGCGGUAGAAAUCAUAGCAGUCGCCUGCACACAGCCACAUGUUCCAAAUGGUAGCACGAAUGCUACUGCUAAAUCCUUUACUGGAACCCACAUACACCUGCACUGUGUUUCGGGUUAUAUUUCAAGCACACCGACCUCAGUAUGCACUUCUCAAGGCACAUGGCAUCCUAAACCAGGAUGUGCUAAAGGAUGCAUGGUACCAGAUCCAUUUCCUAACGGGAAAUAUAUUAAUUCCAUCUCCGAAGCCUUAGUUUCUGGCACCGCUGUGCCCGUAAAUUUUGAAAUCAUAGGAACGUGUUUGCCAGGUUAUUCUUCUAUAAACAACAACGGGAAUACUAAGAGAAUAUGCGCUGAUCAUCAAGUAUGGAAUGGACCAGAAUUGACAUGCAUUUCAAGGAAUUGCCGAUAUCCUAGUUUACCCCAUGGCUUCUAUCACAAUCAAAAGGUACCUUUUUACGGUUCAAAACCACUCGGAAGUGCAGUCAUUCCACAUUGCGACGAUGUUUAUUAUCUUCGAGAACAUGGAUCAAGAAAUUGUUUGGUGAACGAGACAAGGUCAGUUAACGACCCAGAGUGUAUACCUAUCAUAUGUCAUCAACGUCCGCAAAGCCAUCGCAAUGGAUUUUUCCUCCCAAUACAACAACAAUUGAUCCAACAUCAAUUCCAGUAUGGUUUUACAUUUGUCCCUCAGUGUAAUACGGGUUUCAAGCUUGUGCAUGGGAGUAAUAGAACGUGUUCUGAAUUUAACGUCUGGAAAGGGGGUACAGACAGAUGUGACAGAGUAUUAUGCGCCGUGACGGCACUCGUAAAUGGAUUCUAUACAUAUGUUCAGCAGAGAUAUUUCAAUAAAACAAUAGAAUACGAUUUAUUUAUCAGCCCAAGAUGCAAUAAAGGAUACCAUUUAAGCAACAGUGAUGAUCGCAAAUGCCAAGAAAAUGGCGAACUAAGUGGAGUUAAUCCAUUGUGUGAAAUAGAUCGAUGCAACUCGUUCGGACCUCUUUCAAACGGAACACUGAGGUAUCAAAAUAGCACAUUGACAUUAAAUCAAGCACUUGACUAUAACACAAGUGUAUUUUCGGUAUGUAAUAAAGGUUUCGAACUUCAUGGUUCUGCUGAGCGCAAGUGUCUUGAGAAUGGGUCUUGGUCAGGCAUUUCACCAAUUUGUGAAAAGAUCCGGUGCAAAAUUCAAACUAUUAUUAAAGAUUUAUAUCAACAAAACAGGAAAGAAAUCUUUUUUGGAGACAAAUUUGCUGCUGUAUACAACAGCGACCAUUUCCAUCUGGUGAAUGGUUCUUUAUACAUGAUUUGUGAACACGACGGCAGCCUUAGAUGGGCUACACAACAACCAUUUCUCGCUUCUAUAUGUAAAGUGCAAAAGAACGGCCAUUUUCGGGCAAACACGAGAGAUUGCAUGGUCGACGAUAAGUGUGAAGUAGGAGAAACGAUAACGUUUGAAUGUAGAGAAGACUACCAAAUGGUGCAAAUAAGUGCUACCUGCCUUCCUAAUCACACAUGGAGCUCUGAGCCAAUUUGCACACCACUGUCUAAACCAACAUCCAGUGGAGUUAUAAUUGGUGGGGCUGUAGCAGUGGGCGUGGCUGUAAUCGCGAUUGUGAUAGCCGUACUGUUGUUUCUGAACAGAAGGAAACUACGUAAUAGCGAAACAAAAACGCGAUACGAAAAAGCAGAUGAACCAAAGGAUGAAUUGAAUGUUUAUUCUGAAAUCAGUGAAACACACAAGACUGAUCGAAAAAAAGAAUCAUCUGUUUCAGUAGAAGACACUGCAGAAUGUGCAUACGUGUUUAACACGAUUGCUGUAGGCAAAGACGAAUAUGCUGCGAAUCCUAGCGAUCAGUCCUAUUACAGCUUUGAAAGCAGCUAUAACAUGCCGGUUACAGCAAUUAAAGUAGAAGACUUAUACGACGUUGUUUUAGGAUCGGAGCAUGGUGUUACAAUGAAGAAACAGUUUCAGGAUUUUCCAAAGGGUUUAAAAGACGACUAUAGUGCAGCUCUUCAAGUACAAAACAAACCAAAAAAUAGAUAUAAACACAUUAAUCCAUAUAAUGACACAAGAGUUAUUCUGCCAACAGAUGAACGACACUCAGAUUACAUAAACGCCAGUUUCAUUAAUGGUUAUAACAAGACAUGUGCCUUCAUUGCGUCACAAGGCCCCACGGACGAGAUGCUUGUGGAUUUCUGGAGGAUGGCGUGGCAUGUUGGCUGCGGUAAGAUCGUCAUGCUUACAAACUUGGAAGAGGACAAAAAGAUGAAGUGUGUGCAGUACUGGCCAGACGAAGGAUGCAAAGAAUACGAGGACUUCUUAAUAACAAAUCGAGGGACAGAGUAUUUUUCGGACUUCAUCAUCAGGAAAUUAUCCAUACAGAAAACACAUGGGGAAGAAAGAAAGUUUAUCCAUUUUCAUUUCACUGCUUGGCCAGAUAAAAGUGUGCCAAAGUAUUCUUCGUCGCUUGUUCAUUUCCGUCAUAAAGUGGAAACCACCAUUGUUAAUGAAAACGGUCCGGUUAUUGUACACUGCAGUGCCGGGGUCGGACGGACGGGAACAUUUAUUGCUUUGAAUGUUCUAUCUGAACAAGCCGCCACGUUGGGAUAUGUAGACCCAGUGGGCUGUGUGAGCACUCUGAGGAAACAGAGGGUCGACAUGGUCCAAACGGAGGACCAGUACGUUUUUUUGCACAUGGCGCUUUUGGAGACAUUGAUGUUGUCCACGUCGGCUCUGCCCGCGUCAAAGUUCAUGGGAGCGUAUGAAAAACUUCUGGCUUCCGAUAAGACCCAGAGGACCCGGGAGAUUGAUGUCGAGUUUUCUAGGAUGAAGAAAAUGUCUCCCGUGGCUGAUGAAUGUCAAUACGUGAGCGCAAAAGAACUAAGAAACAGAAAUAAGAAUCGGUAUUCAAACAUUCUCCCAGUUGCUGACCACAUGCCAUAUUUGACUCCCUCCGGAAAGAGAUCUGAUCCUGAUUAUAUCAACGCUGUUUUCUUACCGGGCUACAAGAGGAAGGGAGCGUUCAUCGUCACCCAGACUCCGCUAGAAGCGACCAAGACCGACUUCUGGAGGUUGGUUGUUGAACACGAUGUCCAUACAAUCGUCAUGAUGAAUAACAAGAGUGAGAUGAAGGAAGAUGAAAUAUAUUGGCCUGAAAAUGAGGACUCGGAAACAUAUGAAAACAUGAUGAUUACCAAGACAGGCCAGGCUCGCGAAAAAGGAUUGAGAAAGAUUACGUUUGACUUGAAACGGUUUGGACAGACACGAAAACUUCAGCAAAUACAGUUUGAAAGUUGGCCUGAUGAUUCAGCGUUGCCUUCAUCCCCUAAAGAUGUCUUAAGCCUCCUUGAUUCAGUGCAGUUCUGGCAACAUCAAUCAGGAAACAACCCUGUUCUCGUGCAUUGCAUGAAUGGGGCAGACAGAAGCGGCUUGUUCUGUGUUGCGUCAACAGUCUUGGAGAGGAUGAAGAUUGAACAAGACGUUGCUAUUACCCAGGUCAUCAAAGAGAUGAGGAACUACAGGGAACAGAUUAUUCCCUCCGUGGACCAGUUUCAGUUUGUGCAUGAAGUAGUCAAGGAAUAUAUUCUGCAGAAUGAAACAUACUCCAAUUUCACCUACUGAGGUCGACGGGCUAUCAAUCAAUGGAACAAUAAUAUGGCAACCAUGGGCUUGUUUUGUUUUAUUUGGCUUAAACAAUAUUUAUUCAAAUAUUAAAGAUGCAAUUUGUAUAAAGUUUGAUCAUAAAUAUUAGGUGCGUGCAUGGGUAACAUUUCAUGAAAAGAAGACAUAUGACAUAUGCACAAAACAAUAAAUAUACAGAAUAGAGAAUUCGAAGUAAGCUUGAAAGCUUAUACUAUGUAUCGCUUCUGUUAUUCCGUAAGGCUGCUUUUAAUGGUGUAAAGGCUGUUUUGUUUAACCGAAUACUAACAAAUGAGAUAUGAAGAGCAAAAUGGGGGAUAUGAGGCAAAAUAUUGUACAGAAGAGGACGCAUUAAUAUGGAAAUAAUAAGAAUAUGAGAAAGGGAAAACGAAGAGAUAAUGGGAUGUGACAGGGUUUUUUUUAUUUAUACGUGUAUAAUGUUAAUGUUAUUUAGAUAGUUUGCCAUAUUUUAUAGUUAUAACAUAUUCGAUUGCUGAAUGAGCAUUUCAAGUUGGUGUACAUUUUUUAAAAUAUUUGCAAACAGUGAUGAAGCUAAAGCUUAAUGGGAGUCAUUUCGCCAUACUGUACUUGUUAGAUUGUCAUUGUCAUAAAAAGUUUCUAGUUUUUGUACAUAGAAUUGUUUCCGUGUUUAAAAAGCGAGAAAUACAAGUGCUCCCACUAAGCACCUCUCAAGUAUAGAUGCAUCUUUGACUGUUACUACAAUUAAAGGCAUAGAGGGUAAUUGUAUAGCUAUUAUCUUUUUUUUUUGCUUUGAAGUGUUUGAAUCGGAAAUAAGUUUAAUAUUUUACAACAGUUUCAAGUACUCCUUGAUAUUAACUUAUGUAUAUUUUCUUUGUUAAUAAAAUGUGUUAUGUGCAAAAUUUAGCUUUUUAAAGUGAGGUAAUAAGGACUUUUUCAUUUUUAAAAAUGCCGAGCAGUGUUUUUUUACCAAAAUCAAGUGAGAACAAUUAUAUUUUUCGAACGAUAUUGGUGGUUACUUUAAAUUCUGAAUAACAUUGAUCUUAAGGUAUGCGUGACGCCGUCGGCGAAUAUGCAUCAUGCUGAGGAAAAAUUAAUAAUUUCAUUUUUUGGCAAAGAGGUGUGCCUCAGAAGCAGGCAAUAGUGGUUAUUCUGAAAUGCGUUUGAAAGGUCUCACCAACUCAAUUACACUCGUACGCAUCAUGAACAAGUUUAUUUUCAUUACGUUCACAUACUAAUAUAUCAGUCCGAUUUUAGUGAUAACGUAAUUCCUCCACAGGGCUUUUUCGCCUACAACGUCACAAAAUUGUACAUAAUGUAUAUCACUUAUUUUAUGUCUAUAUGUCUAUAUUUGUUUAUUUAGAUAUGCGCAAUAAAUACUUUCAUUC